This is a messenger RNA of Anolis carolinensis (green anole), 18609 nucleotides long. RefSeq lists its product as uncharacterized. The record is from RefSeq and is a predicted model, not a curated record. Gene Ontology annotation, biological process: DNA integration. Bases 13183 to 17541 code for a protein of 1452 amino acids. Lineage: Eukaryota; Metazoa; Chordata; Lepidosauria; Squamata; Anolidae. The transcript is spliced from 4 exons. Gene Ontology annotation, molecular function: zinc ion binding; nucleic acid binding.
CUUCCCCUCAGGGGGGCGGCCUCGGCCAUUUUGCGCGUCAGGUCAAGCCUCCUCCUCCUCUUCUCCAAAAAGGGACAUCUCUCUCUCUCGCUCGCUCGCUUUCUUUCCACCUCCUUACCCUGUGGAAUUGAUGCACUUUGGUACCACUUUAGCCGCCCUGGCUCGGGGCUACUUUUCCUCCUCCGGGACACAGAAGGUGGCUCCAGUCAGGAGAGGCUCUGCAGGCAGGCAGUCCCCCAGUUACGAACCUCGGUCGGUUCUUGAGUUGGAUUCGUAUAACAAGUUUUACAAUUCCGGGCACAGCAGUGGUGGAGUAACAAGAAUUUCCAUCAAGAAUAAUCAAGACUGUAACCCCUUGUGUUGUGUCAUCUUUCUGUUUUGAGGGAUGCAUUUUUCAUGCAACACACCUAGGGACUAUAGGUGCCACACUAGUGUGUCCUGACACAGUUUGGAAAGCUGUGGUCUAAGGUAAAUAUGACACAUUAAUGGUGUGUUUAAACUCACGUCCCAGCUACAAGCUAUCUCAUUUAUGCAAAUAUGGGUAUUCCAAAAUCCAAAAUACUUAUUCUGUUCUCAGGCAUUUUGGAAAAGGGAUAAUCAACAAUUCUGGGCACAGAAUUAUUUAGUUGUAAAUGUGUGUGUAUUAGGAAGUGCUAGCUUAUGGACCUGAAGAUUCUAGCAAGACAGAUACAUCACACAAACUUAAAAGUUUUUCCACUUAUAGCAUGUGGAGUGGUCAGACCCAUGUUGUUGUUUUUAGAAAUCUCUCAUUGGGUUCCCUUGGAAGGCCAAGAUUAAAAUUCUUACACAGAGACCAUGUUCACAAGCCUGAGAGCUCCAAGGAAUACAAAUUGCCGGCACAAAUUCACAUUUUUUUUCAUUAGUCAGGACCAGAUAAUCCAGGAAGUCUGGCAUACGUAUCUGUGUGUUCAUUUAGUGUCUUUCAGAUCUAGUCUAGCACAAUUACAGAUUAAUUAAUUUGCCACUCUUCUAAUGAGUAGAACUGUAGAACUGAAAAUUAGUAUGAAAUUUAAUUAGUAAGCCUCACAAUAGUUCUGAUCAAAAGGUUCAUGCCAUUGUCUCUAAUUUACAUGUCCUGUGCAGGGAAUCUGUUACCACCUGAUUUGUUCAAGGUCACAGAGAACAGCCAGUAGGCCAUAACUUGAUUGUAGCUGAAGGGGCGGGGGGAAGCCUUGGCAGUAAAGUAUGAAAAAGCAAUCAAACUAGUAUCCAAGCCAAAUAAUUGUGCCUUGGAAGCUGCCAACAUAAAGCUUCAUGCUCUGCGGACAAAAAUAUCCACAGCCUAGCAUUUCUGCCUACCACUCCUGCGAUCAAAGUAAAGAGGAACCAUAGAUGAUCUGAUACCUGGGGUGAAGUACACUUGUAUGGAAUUACUGUAAUUGUGUUCCUUCAGCCCAUAGUGAUCCUGUGAUGACCCCAUCUGAGGGUUUGCUUGGGAAAAAGGGAGGGAAUUUGCAGUUGUCAUCCUCUCAGGAUGAGAGAAUGUGACUUGACAAAGAUCACCCAGGGAUUUCCAUGACUGAACCCUGGUCUCCUGGAGUCCUAGUCCAGCACUCAAACCACCAUACUGUGCUGUGUCAUAUUAAAUUACGUAACUGUUGUGUGACUUCAAGACAUUUUGGACGAUUGUAAGGAUUUUCUUGGCAAGAUUUGUUCUGAGGAGGGUUGUCUUUGCCUUCCUCCUGAGGUUGAGAGAGUGUGACAUGCCCAAGAUCCCCUAGUGGGUUUCUAUGGCUGUGUGGGGAUUCAAACCCUGAUUUCCAGAGUUACAGUUCAGUGCUAAAACCGUCACACUGCACUGGCCCUAAGUCAAUUGACGGUGUACUUAGAGUAGCUGUUAGACUUUUACUAUGUGCAUUUAUAAGUGAUAUUGACCAAGAAUUUUAAAAAAUGGGCACUUCUGGUUGGAUUGGGAAUUCAGAAAUUGCUAGUUUUAUACUGUAUAUAGUUCCUAUUGGAGAACUAAAUUCUUUGUCAAAAAGAGAAUUGAGUAUGUCAACAUACAGAGGUCCAUGUCUAAGAAAUCCUAAGAAGUAUUGGCCCUCAUUUUAUCUCUGACUUCUGUAUCAUGCAAACAGAUAAAGGAAUGAAAUAAAUUGUUUUCAUAUGUCUUAAGGUACUCAUAUAUGAUCCCAACAAGACAUCUGUUCAGGUGUUUCCUUUGACUCAGAGUUGAAGCACCUUACCUUUCCAAGUUUUGUGUUAAGAAAUGAAUUACAGACGACCUUGUAUUUUUGGUACAGUGUGAAACCAAAUCAACAACCUGAUAUAUUCUCAGAAAACCAAAUGUCAAUAUAUUUGAGUCUAAAAUACUCCCGUUGCCACUUCAAACCGAGCUGCUCUGUAUCUCAAAUUAAAUAAGCAUUUUGGAAUGGCAGUACUAGCACUUUUGUACUUUGAGCCGUAAAUGUUCAAAUGGCUGGAAUUUGUGCACUGUUGGUUUUGUAGCUGGAUACAAUCUGAACAAAUUGUACAGCGAGUUGAAAUCUUCCCCAUCUUCAGCCCCAGUGUGCCUGCAUACACUCAUUCACUGCAAAAAGACUAGCAAAUCCCCCUUUAGCCCACAUCAUUUCAGCCAGAUCUAUACUUUUGAAAACAUCAUGUGCUCAUCUGCUGUUGCAGGGGAAAGCAGAGGAAACAAAACAAUAGGAUAGGGAAAGUCUUUUUAAUCAAGCUACAUGCAAGCAGUUUUUGUUAGGUUGGCUUCAUUAAAAAAACAACAACAACAUACAUUUGGAGAUAGAGAUAAAAUUUCAAGAACAUAUGGGCAUCGUCAUGCUUCCUUGCCACUGCAUUUUUUAACAUUUGGAGAUGCCACAGUUAAAGCUUAAAACCAAAAUUGUCUCCAUAAAAAUGCAGUGGAUGAUAAACAGGCAAAGUAUAAUAUUAUACAUUUUAAAUGUACAGUCACACAAAUGACCUUUUUGGAGGGUCGUUUAUAAAUGCUAUCAUUAGCAAAGGAAAUGGGGGCAAAACAGUUGUGUGUUUUUAAAUAACAUUCUGUUGAAUGUGGGCUUGAGCUGUAGUCCUACAUGUGCUCUGCCUGCCAACAGUGUACAGGAUUGCAGCCAGCAGUCUAAAUUCAGCCUGCUUUGCCCCAACUAAAAAUAUUCUCCUCCUAAUUAGGAUAUUGUAGACCUGUACCAUGCAAAAUCUGCACACAGAAACCGUACAACUGCAGAAUUAUAGGAUGGAAUGCAGAGAUCCCACAAUUGCAAUGUACUAAUCCCAUGUGCGCUAUACAGCAGAUUCUAUGUAUCUCAUUUCCUUUGUGCUUUCAAAUGUGGCCUAGGUAGUCCCAGAUAGUUCACUGAAAUCAGUGGGAAAUUUAUUGAAAGCUACCGGAAAUGGAUAUGACUCCAUCCAAGCAUACAGCUCAUUGCUGCAUAAUUCUCUUCCUAGAAAUGUAGCCUUUACUUAGGAAGACAUAUGAGAACUCAGUAUGUUCAGUCUGCUAAUGGAAAAACCUGAUUGCUGUGUUCAAAUAUCAAAGUGCUGUUAUGCAGAAGAUGGCAUCGAUGUUCAGAGGUCAGGACUAGAUUAAAUGGGUGGAAAUUAUGCAAGGAAAUAUAUUUUGGUUAAGCAUUAGGAGAAAUUGUACAAAGUGACAGUGGAGCAGACUGCUUCCAAGUGAGGCUACUGUCCAGUGUUCUUUGCUAGACAGCCAGCGGCCCAAUAUAUAGCAGGUGAUUAGAUUAAGGGUGCAUCUACACUGUAAAAUUAAUGCAGUUUGAAACCCCUUUAUCUUCCAGAGUUCAAUGCUAUGGAAUCACAGAAGUCUGUCCUUUUAUCUUUCUCAGACAGAGAGUGCUGGUACCUUACCAAACUACAACUCCCAGGCUUCCAUAGCAUUGUGCCAUUGCAGUUGAAGUGGUGUCAAACUGCAUUAAUUCUACAGUGUAGGUCAGGCAUGAGCAAAUUUUGGCCCUCCAGGUGUUUUGGACUUCAACUCCCACAAUUCCUAACAGCCAGUAAGCUGGCUGGGAUUUCUGGGAGGUGAAGUCCAAAACACCUGGGGGACUGAAGUUUGCCCAUGCCUGGUGUAGAUGCACCCUAGAUUACCUUCAAAAAUCCCUUCUAAUAUCAUGAUUUUGCAAAUGCAUGACUUCAGGCUACAGAUGUGGAAUAGCCAAAGAAGUCAGCAUGUCAUGAAAAGAGCCAAAUCCCUCUGACAGUUUUUCAUGUGUAGCAAUUUCUAUAUUUAUAUGGAGGUCAUACACAGGGUUUGAAAACUGCAAGUAAUAAGUAACAGUUAUAGAUCCAAACACAAUUGAGGAAACUCACUGCUCUAAAACUUCCCGAAUCUUCUAUCCUGUAUGGCUUGGGGCCUGUGUGAUUUCUCUGCUAGCAAUCUGCAAUUGUUUGGGAGCAGUCUAUCAUAUGAUGAGUUAUUUGUCUAGACCAGUCAUUUGUCAUGACUAACAGCUCCUGUUCAUUUCAGUAGAGCUUGGCAGCAAAUAAUCUUUGCUGCCAGAUUGUGUCCGGUGUAUUCAGGAAUUACUGUUUUGCAGGACCGCAUACCUGAGAAACCACAGCAAGCAUGUGACAAGAGUUUAUAUUUUAACAGGUAGCUCGGCAUGUUAAAUUGCUGGUGACUGGACUAUAAUAUGAAGGAAAAGCUAGACAUCAGGAAAAAUUAGUGUAAAGAAUGUGCUUGGCAUCAAAUGUUUCCCAAAUAAAACACAACUGGUAAUCACUUCUCCUUGUAGUCUGCUCUUGCUAUCUUCUUUACCUGUUAAAAGCCCACUUGUCGAUGGAUGUCCAGAAUCAGCAGCAUCCACCGCGGUCCUUUUUAUCCUGGGCGACGACCGAGCCAGUAUAGACUUCGUUUUGAUUUGAUUCUCCAUAAUACCAAUGGGUUAGGUGCUCUUAGUUCUGCUCCUCAGCUGAGGCCUCUCUGGCUUGGUUGGACCUGCCGGUAGUUACACUACCGCCAGCACAGCCCUCAGUCAUCAUUGGAGCAGUUAAGUCCCCGCACCACGUCAAGUAUUGGAAAAUGAGCACGCAAAGAUACUGUGGGACUUCCGAAUCCAGACUGACAAAGUUCUGGAACACAACACACCAGAUAUCACAGUUGUGGAAAAGAAAAAGGUUUGGAUCAUUGAUGUUGCCAUCCCAGGUGACAGUCGCACUGACGAAAAACAACAGGAAAAACUCAGCCGCUAUCAGGACCUCAAGAUUGAACUGCAAAGGCUCUGGCAUAAACCAGUGUAGGUGGUCCCGGUGGUGAUGGGCACACUGGGUGCUGUGCCAAAAGAUCUCAGCCGGCAUUUGGAAACAAUAGACAUUGACAAAAUUACGAUCUGUCAACUGCAAAAGGCCACCCUACUGGGAUCUGCACGCAUCAUCCGAAAAUACAUCACACAGUCCUAGAUACUUGGGAAGUGUUCGACUUGUGGUUUUGUAAAACGAAAUCCAGCAUAUCUAUCUUGUUUGCUGUGUCAUGCAAUAAAAUAAUAAUAAUAAUUCUGACUGGCAGCCCAAGUGGUUUUCCACAAUAUCAGGCAGGAUUUAUCCCUAGACAUACCUGGUGUUCCCCGUAGUCUUCCACCUAAAUACUAAGUCUGAUCUUGUUUUAGAAUAUUUCAGAGUGUCUUUGGGAUAGUACAGGGGCUAAUUAAUUGCACUGCUGUAUUGAAAUUUUACAAGAGAAAUCCUACCAUAUUUGGCAGUGCAGAAACAGUUAAACAAAGUAGAUUCCAGUUAACUAUAUGAAUAUGUUCAGAUUCAAAUUUUGUUUACACUUCCAAAUUCUCUGUUGGGUAAAACAGAACUGUCUUUCCAGCUACUGCCCUGAGUCCUUUUAAUUCUAAAUGGCAUGAGUGGCUUGAGGUCCAAGUAAUGGGGCGCAUCUCCAUUCAGACCAGUAGUGCUUGGGGAGGAAAGUUUUGGGAUGAUGGGAGAAGGGAAAAUGUGCUUGCUCUGCCAUUCCAAGCCUGACUUGGAACUACAAGUCAUCAGUUCCUGGUUGACUGGACUCACAAACAGAAAGGCCCCUUUUACACUGCCAUAUAAAAUCUGACUUAUCUGUCUUGAACUGGAUUAUAUGGUAGUUUAGAUUCAGAUAACCCAGUUCAAGGUAGAUAAUGUGGAUUAUCUGCUUUGAUAAUCUGGAUUAUAUGGCAGCGUAGAAGGGUUCCAAGAGUCUUGUUAGGAGUGAGGGAUACACAGCAAUCUUAUUGCGAUUGUAGGCCCUUCUAAUGCAGUACUUCUAAUAUCAAACUUGAGAUCGCAUGGUACAGUGGUUUGAACAUUGGAUCAGGACUUUGGAGACCAGGCUUUGGGUCCCUAGUGGGCUAUGGAAAUCCACUGGAUGACUUUGGAUAAGUCACACUGUCUCAGAGGAAGUUAACAGCACCCCCACCCCAAAUCUUGCCAAAUCUAUCCUUAACCUAUCCUUGACUUGAAGGUGCAAAAUGAUGUCAAAACUGACCAGGUACCUUUUAAUUCAACCACCAAAUAGGACAAGCCUCCCAACAAGAGAGUAGUUUCUAGAUAUCUGAAGGCAGGAGAGGCAUGCUUUCCAGAUGUUCACACUGCAUGUAUGGAUAUUGAAAGAGAGGACUAGGGGUGCAUCUAUACUCUAGAAUUAAUGCGGUUUGAUAUCAUUUUAAUUGACAUAGUUCAAUGCUAUGACAUCACAGAGGCUGUAGUUUUAGAAGGUCUUUAACCUUCUCUGUCAAAGAGUGCUGGUGUCUCACCAAACUACCCUGUUUCCCCUAAAAUAAGACAUCCCCAGAAAAUAAGACCUAGUAGAGGUUUUGCUGAAUUGUUAAAUAUAAGGCCUCCCCCGAAAGUAAGACCUAGCAAAGUUUUCGUUUGGAAGCAUGCCCGCCAAACAGAACACCAGAGCAUGCAGGAUCGGUAAAUGUACGUACCAUAAAGUGUUGUACAUGGAAAUAUUGGUAGUAACAAGAAAUUCUUGAUAGGAUUCAGAGUUUAUCUGGUUAUGCUGGUUUGUGAUGACAACUACUGUACAGUAUACAGAAUAUAAUAUAAUAUACAAUAAUAUAUAAUAAUAUAAUAUAUUGGCAUCUCCAUUUCUAAGAUCAAGAGCCAGCAUUGUCCAUAGACACCUCCAAGGUCAUGUGGCCAUAGGCAUGACUGCAUGGAACGCUGUUAUCUUCCUGCCAUUGUAGUACCUAUUGAUCUACUCACAUUUGCAUGUUUUCGAAGUGCUAGGUUGGCAGAAGCUGGGGCUAACAGCAGGAGCUCACCCCGCUCCUUUCGGUCAUGGCCACAUGACCUUGGAGGCAUCUACAGACAACGCCAGCUCUUCGGCUUGGAGAUGGAGAUGAGCACCAAUCCCCAGAGAUGGACACAACUAGACUUAAUGUCAGGUGAAUAAUAAUAAUAAUAAUAAUACAGUAGAGUCUCACUUAUCCAACAUAAUAUUACUAAUAAUAUUACAGUAGAGUGGUAUAGUUCAAUACAGUAAUAUAUAAUAUUAUAAUAUAUAAUCUGUAUUUAAUUGCUUAUGUUUUAUUCUUUUGUAUUGUUGUGUAUUGGCAUCGAAUUCUGCCAGUUUUGUAAGCCGCCCUGAGUCCCUUCGGGUGAGAAGGGCGGGAUAGAAAUGAUGGAAAUAUAUAAUAAAUGUUCAUUUUUUUGUUCAACAAUAAAUGUAAAUUCUUCUUCAUGGAAAAAUAAGACAUGCCCUGAAAAUAAGACCUAGAGCAUCUUUGGGAGAAAAAAUUAAUGUAAGACACUGUCUUAUUUUCGGGGAAACACGGUAUAACCCCCAUGGUAGUUAACCCCAUUAUCAAACCCCAAUAAUUCUACAGUGUAGAUACACCUCAGGCCACAGGAUACUUGGGAUGGGAUUGGUUAUCACUUGAAAGAAACAGUUCUCACCCAUUUUAUUUUACUCUGCAGAAAGCUCUUUAGAACAUAGCAGCUUAGGCCUCUUAGAGUUGUUCUUUUAUGCAAUGCUCCCUUCCUCUGAAGCCAGCACUUGAAAAUCCCCCAAAUCUCAGAAGCAACAAGAACUCAAAAUAAUUUUGACUUCCAUAAAACACUCUUCUACUGUUCUCAUUUUGCAUGUACAGUCCCAACUGAUCCUUGUUUAGUUGUUUUUACAAUGUUGCAGUUUUUCUCUUUCCUAUAUACUCCCUCUGUCCUCAGCUUACUGUAAUUGAGUUCAAGAUGAGUUCAGAGUGCAAAAGUAGUUUGCUUUGACUUACCUUAGCAGGGAGAAAGGCAGGAUGGAUCAAAAUCCUUCCCUUCCCAGGAGGCUCAUGCUGCAAUCUCUCCUGCUUGUGUGUUCUUUCUAAAUAAUAACUUUUGCUAUCUUAGCCACAUUCUAAUGUUGCUUGGCUGGACAUGUCCCAGUUUUCAUCUCUGAAAUGUUGGAGGGUAUGAAAGCAGGAAAGAAUGAGUUCACAUGACUUUUGAUCUAAAGACAAAUCUGGAAUUACGGUAAUUCUUUAUUAAUGUGAUAAUUUAAAAUAGAGCUUUUAAAGCACUUUACAUAAUUGAAGUAAUCAAGGCACCAGAUUCCAUCAGAUCUUGGGAUCAAAGUAGGCUUAGCCCUUGUUAGUACUUGAAUAAGCGACUCAAUGAAUACCAUUACAGUGUAAUUGUAUGCACGUCUAAUUAACACUAAGUACUACUCACUUUUAGAAGGAACUGGCAAAACUUAUUCUGAAUAUUCUUUGCCUAAGAAAAACGUAUGAAAUUCAUGGGUCAACAGGUUAUUUGAAGGCCCAUAUACAUAAUAAUAUUUAGCAUUUUUUUGCCCUUUUCAAGAAAUCAGAAUAUUUCUUUUGUGCCACUUCAUUAAGGGCAUAAUUUUGGAAAUAAACUAUUGAAUAAAGAUCAGAAAUACUUAAGUACAGUUCUGUUAAGAAGAAAAUCGCCAUUAACUUAAAUGAGCACAGAACCUGCAUAUUUAAACAUCUUGUUCAGCUCUGUUAUGAUUUGGCAAUGAAACAUUUCUGUUUCUUCCCUGGAUAAACAAAAAGUUGAUAUCGGCUGAAUUUAGUUUUCUCUUGAACAUUCUUCAUAGGACAUUCUUCUUGCUCAUCCACUGCAAUUGAAGCUCGAUAGUGCUUAUUAUAGUGAAACUUGUUUCGUCAAGCUGAGCAAAGAGAUAUGACUAGAAGCCUGAUGAACUGGAUAAGAAUUCUUGUUACCAUUUCCACGAAGCUGCUGUAAUAUAAAUUAAAGUGAGUAACAGUUAGGUGAAAUAGUUCAGUUAAAAGAAUAAUUGAAGUUAGUUGUGUAUACAUAUUUCAGUUAUGCCCGAUUAGCAUAGUUAAUUGGGAAGGUCUAGUGGUUCAUUAUAAUUGAGCAAAUUUCUCUGCAGUUUUGGAAGAUUUACGGUGCAGUUGCUCCACACUAAGUACCACUUAGUUUAGUGGGAAUUGAGUGUGUGUCUGCCUUCAAAUCACCUGUGGACAUAUAUGAAUUUGAAUUUCAUAGGGUUUUCUUAAGCAAGGAACACUCAGAGUUGGUUUUCCCAGUUAAUUCUUCUGAAAUAUAGCCUACAGGACCUCGUAUUCAUUGGUACUAUCCCAUCCAACCACUAACUAGGGUUGUCCUUGCUCAGCUUCUAAGACAGUGGUUCUUAACCUGUGGGUCCCCAGAUGCUUUGGCCUUUAACUCCCAAAAAUCCUAACAGCUGGUAAACUGGCUGGGAUUUCUGGGAAUUGUGGGCCAAAACACCUGGGGAUCCACAGGUUGAGAACCACUGUUCUAAGACCAUACGGGAUUGGUCCUAUUUAGACAAUGGGCCCCAACCUUUUUUUACUCAAGGAGCUCUUUUUAGAGUAAAUUUCUAUGGUGGAGCCCCAAGUUAAUAGUGUUUAGGCAUAGUGUUACAGGAAGAGGAAGAGGGGAUAGAUAGUAAGGGAAUGUAAAGAGCUCUCUAAACAAUUGUGAAAUGUCCAUGCAGUGAAAUUGUAUUUUAAAACUUUGAAAUUUACCAAAACAGCUGUUUAUUCUCAACUACUAAUAGACAUGAUUUUGUCCAAACUUGACCAUACGUAAAAAUUCUUCCAAAGUUCAAUAAAUCAAACCAAAUUUCUGUUCAGAAUGUAAUUUCUGUUUUUUAUUUUGAUUCCACUUUUUAUUUCUUAUUCUUUGAUUUCAUUCAGUUUUUAUUUAUUUUAUUUUCCUGGAGUGGCCAGAGCCCGAGGGAAGGAACAUAGGUUGAGAACCACUUCUUUAGGUAUUUAGAUAAUUCUUCAGUGGGAAUUACUACCCAGUAAAUGUGUAUAACUUGUUCAGACUAGAUGGAUCUCGCUUAAAUCGCCCUUGUUGUAAACCCCCUAUGUGUUAAUGCCUUUGCUUUACCUAAUAGUGGAUUCUUUUAAAAUGUACUAUGUCCUCCUGUAUUUCAAGCCUGGACUUGUGACUGAGCUGACCUGAGUAGCACUGAAAGUAUCAAAGGUGACUUCAAAAAGUUCACCUCUUCUGAGUGCUUUCCUCCCAGCUCUUUGCUGACAUCUGGUGUACAGAAAAGGCUAAGCAUUUUAAAUAAAAUAUUAAUACAGUAGUCUCACUUAUCCAAGCCUCGCUUAUCCAAGCCUCUGGAUUAUCCAAGCCAUUUUUGUAGUCAAUGUUUUCAAUAUAUUGUGAUAUUUUGGUGCUAAAUUCAUAAAUACAGUAAUUACAACAUAACAUUACUGCGUAUUGAACUACCUUUUCUGUCAAAUUUGUUGUAUAACAUGAUGCUUUGGUGCUUAAUUUGUAAAAUCAUAACCUAAUUUGAUGUUUAAUAGGCUUUUCCUUAAUCCCUCCUUAUUAUCCAAGAUAUUCACUUAUCCAAGCUUCUGCCAGCCUGUUUAGCUUGGAUAAGUGAGACUCUACUGUACAUAAUUAUGUCGAAGUAGCCUAAAUGCCUGGUCUUGGAAGCCCAGCAGGGUCAGCACUGAUAGAACUUAGAUGAGAGGCUACAAAGGAAGACCAGGUGCUGUAGGCUAUAUUUCAGAUGAAGGAACUGGCAAAACUAUCUUGAGUAUUCCUUACCAAAGAAAUCUGUAUGAAAGUAUUGGGGCCAUCAUACUUUCUUUCCAUCCUUAAUACUAUUAAACUUUCCAAAUUAAAGGAUGCUUGACAGCAGCUUAAAAAUAUCACCAAUGAAGAAAUAAUAUGAGAUGCAAGCAGGGAACUGGAUCUACCCAACAAACUCUUCUUUUCUUAUUGACUGGCUUAAGCAGUAUACAGUUAUGGACAAAUGCUACUGGUGCUUAAACAAAUAUUCUAUUCAGUGUAUUAUCCUUCCUUAUAAUUAUCGUAUCUAGCUGUAAAGUUAAAAAGAAUUCAUGGAAAUGUCCCAGUGAUUUGCACUAUGCUAGUUAUUUUUCUGUCUAAAGAAAAAGUUCAAAGGAAAAAGGCAGAUUUAAGAGUGGUGCUUACAUGUAAAGGUAAUGGCACUCCAUGCAGUCAUGCCGGCCACAUAAUCUUGGAGGUGUCUACGGACAACACCAGCUCUUCAACUUAGAAAUGGCAUUGAGCACCAACCUCCAGAGUCAGACACGACUAGACUUGAUGUCAGGGGAAAACCUUUUACCUUUACCUAUAUAUAAAAUAAUUUGUGGUGAUGAUUAGCAGCUUACCAAUCCAACUCAAGUUGGGAGAUCUGGCAGCAGCUAUCAACUAUGGCAGCUAUUCUGAACCUUUGUAUCACAAGAAAGGGCUCUUGCCUCUUCAUACCCUCUGAACUUCUUGGAUGCACCCGGUGGACAACAUCUGAAAAUAGGAUGCUGGAUAUAAUUGAUCUCUAGGGUGAUCCAGGCAUUUUUUUUUAUCAAUGCUGAAGAAUCUCCAUGUUUUGGUGCCAUCUUCUUUUGAAUACCACUUGAUAUGGGGGCAGCCGAUGGGCUCUCUCCACAGAAAAAGAUUAAUGCUAGAUUAUACCGUGUUUCCCUGAAAAUAAGACAGUGUCUUAUAUUAAUUUUUGCUCCCAAAGAUGCGCUAGGUCUUAUUUUCAGGGGAUGUCUUAUUUUUCCAUGAAGAAGAAUUCACAUUUAUUGUUGAACAAAAAAUGAACAUUUAUUAUAUACUGUACAGUAGUUGUCAUCACAAACCAGCAUAACCAGACAAACUGUGAAUCUUAUCAAGAAUUUCUUGUUACUACCAAUAUUUCCAUGUACAACACUCUAUGGUACGUACAUUUACCAAUCCUGCAUGCUCUGGUGUUCUGUUCAUUGGGCAUGCUUCCAAACAAAAACUUUGCUAGGUCUUACUUUCGGGGGAGGCCUUAUAUUUAGCAAUUCAGCAAAACCUCUACUAGGUCUUAUUUUCUGGGGAUGUCUUAUUUUAGGGGAAACAGGGUAUGAUACUGUAGAGAAGUUGUGUGUUAAACAGAGAUUAUUGAUAUGAUUUUAUUUGUUUGUUUGUUAAAAGAAAAAAAAGGGUUAUAUAUUAGCAAGGAAAAGCCUAACAUGGAAACUAGCUGGAAGCAGCAUUUGGUAGGUUGCCAUGGUAACACAGCUUCCCUUGGGAGAAAAGGGGCGUGGCUAAGAUGACAGUUGGAGGAUAUUCCCUUUUAAAAGUUCAGUUGCUGUGGGGGUUUAAAAAAGGACGGUUGCGGUUAGGUUUCGGAAAGAUUAGGAGCUGGGGAAAUCAGCUAAGGACGGCAGCUUAUGGUCACUCAGGGGAAAGGCUGGGAAUAUAAGCUGACCGGGGGAGUUUAGUAUACUGUAUUGAAGAGAAGUUAUUUAAGAAACAUCCAUUCAAGAAAGACUACAUUGUAACUUAAGAUCCGGAACGUUUACUGAUUGAAACCAUACGCUUAUGUACCAAAAAUAAACUUGAAUUUUGUUAUUGUUCAUAAAGAUAAGUCUCCUUGCCUCUCUGUAAGCCUGUUACCUCACGUUGGUGGCAGUUACCGUACCUAUCUAUAUAAGUUACCGUACUUUCCUAUAUAAGUUACCAUCUUUACUCAUUUAAACCCAAUCAGUUCCGUUAUCCUUCCUUAUCCACUAAAUCAUCCCUGUCAUACAUUCACACAUCCUCCAUCCCUCCCUCUCACACACGCGCACAUCUCCUCAAUUGGAGGCAGUAGUGGGAUUUAGACAAAGAUUUCCCCCUGCCUGAGUUGAGUAUCACAAAUUGGGCUCUCUUCAAUUGGUGCCAAGCGGUGGGAUACGUUUAACAUCUCAAACUAAGUGCCUUGAGACCGCAUAGUAAGAAAUCGUGAGGUAAAAUUUAAGGAAAAUGGCUACUAGACUACAGAAGAAGUUAGCAGGAGAGGCUAGUGAAUACCAAGGAGAUAGUUCGGACUCUGAGCAAACCCCUGAGACAAGGGAAACCCUUAAAUAUAAAAUUGAAUUGAGAACAUUAGAAUUGGAGGAUAAACAAAGAGAAAGGGAGGAUAAGCAAAGAGAGAGAGAAUGGGAGGAAAAACGAUGGGAACAAGAGAAGGAAUUGAAAAUAAUGCAGCUAGAGAAGGAUAAGGAAAUAGAACUGAGACGAUUGGAAUUGGAAAAAGAGAAAUUGGCACUGUCUCAACCACACAUUAUUAACCAAGAAGGGAAUGGUAGGACUGAAGCGUCUGAUCUACUUCUGAAGAGAUUCCCAAAGUUUAAUAAAGAUGAUGAUGUGGAAAAGUUUUUGAUUUCUUUUGAGAGGUGCUGCAGAGAUUUUGAAAUUGAUGAGGGAAAAUGGAUGCUUUAUUUAAGACCCCAGAUUUGUGGGAAAUUGUUAGAAAUAUAUGGUGAUGUACCUGAAGAGUCACACCGAGAUUAUAAUUUCUUUAAAAAGCAGGUACAACAGAAAUUGCAACUCACACCUGAGUUUUAUCGUUUAAAAUUCAGAUCUCUGAGGAAAGAAAAGCACCAGAGCUUCGCACAAGUAGCUUCAAAACAAGCUCAAUUAUUUGAUAGUUGGCUCAGAACCUCAGAAGUGGAAAAUUUUCAACAGCUGAGGGAAUUAAUUAAGUUGGAACAACUGUUUCAAUUAGUGCCCUCAGAUUAUCGGUGGUUAGUUCAAGACAGAAAGCCAUCAACUGCCGAUAAAGCGGCUUCAAUGACAGACCAAUUAAUCACUCUGAGGGAAGGAUUUAGGAAGGAUGAGGGACUAAGUGAGAGAAGGCAGAAUAAACCGCCAUUUUACAAUUAUCAAACACACACACAAUACAAAAAGACGCCUGCAGUAGAAAACACCGCCUACAGGAGGCCUGAGGUAAUUAAUCAGACCAAACCUGAGGUAAAAGCAAGGUGCUAUCAGUGUGGGAAGUCUGAUCAUCUAAAAUACCAAUGUCCUCUUUUAAGAAGAGAUAAAACAUCCUUCUUUAUGAAUAAAGAGCCCAAAGAAAAUACUGUUAAUAGUGAUAUUAAGUUGCUAAGCAAUACUGAAAAAGUCCCUAGGGAGAAACAAUGUUUAUUUAUUUUAUCCGAUGAAUUUUCUGAAGAUUAUUUAGAGCCUAUCACUAUUGUGAACCAACAAAAACAAGGUUGGAGGGAUACAGGAUCCCAGGUGUGUGUUAUCCACCCAAAAUCGGUACCUCAGAAAUAUCAAAAGCCCACCUCUGAGAUAAAUCUAAAGGGUUUGGGACCAGCUGUACCAGCUGAGGUAGUAUCUCUCCCAAUUGAAUACAAUGGAUGGAAAGGGAUCUGGGACGUUGCAAUUAGUUCAGAUAUCCCUCAUGAAUGUUUAAUCGGCAAUGACCUAGCUAGACAAGUUAAGAACUGGAAAAAGUUGUGUGAGGAGAAGGAAAAUUACAACAGAAGCCCUAUUCAGGAAGCAGUGUGCUUACCUAUUCAGCCAGAAUCUGAACAGGGUCCAGAAUCCAGUUCCGCCAUUAUCGAAAUUGUUAGUAAAACAGGGGGAGCACAAGAAAUUAAACAAGCUCCGGAGGAAGAUGAAUCCCUGAAGCCUUUGUUUAAGCAAGCUGAAAGUUUACCAGAUUCAGCAGAAGAACUACCCAAUAAAUUUGUUACAAAAGAUGGUGUGCUUUAUAGGGAAAGCAAAAGUGUGAAAUCAGAAGACAGGUCAGGAGUACAUAGCCAGAUUGUAGUGCCAGAGAAGUUUAGAAAUCAGAUUAUGGGGGUGGCACACGAUAACCCUCAUGGUGGACAUUUGGGAACCAGAAAAACUACAAAGAGGAUUGCAAGAAACUUUUAUUGGCCAGGCAUGUUCCAGAGUAUAAAAAAGUUCUGUCAAUCAUGCAAUACCUGCCAAAGAUUGAGCUCUGGUAGAGACAAGGUGAAAGCGCCUCUGAUUCCAGUGCCAGUGAUAGAGGAACCAUUCUAUCGAGUGGGAAUAGACAUUAUAGGACCUCUUUGCAAGCCAAGUAGACGUGGUUAUAGAUACAUUUUAACCAUGAUUGACUAUGCUAUGAGAUAUCCAGAGGCAGUAGCUCUCACCAAUAUAGAGACUACCACCAUUGCCAAUGCAUUACUAUCCAUUUGGGGAAGAACUGGAUAUCCUAAAGAAUUAAUAUCGGAUUUAGGGACACAGUUUACCUCAAGACUCAUGAAAAAACUGCUUGAGUUAUGUGGUAUUAGACAUAUUACCUCUACGGCUUACCACCCGCAAACAAAUGGGUUGGUGGAAAAUCUGAAUAAGACUCUAGUAAAAAUGAUAAAAUCAUACAGCCAAGAGAGACCACAUGAUUGGGACAUCGAGCUACAACAACUGCUAUUUGCUUACAGAUCUGUCCCACAAGACAGCAUGGGCUAUAGUCCUUUUGAACUUUUAUAUGGCCGGAAAGCUCGAGGUCCAUUGGAUCUAGUUAAGGAGUACUGGGAGGCGAGACCAGCAGCUGAUGCAGUUCCAGUGGCCGAAUAUUUGACCGAUCUUCAGUCAACCAUGAGAGUGGCGAGAGACAUCGCGCACGAACAUCUAGCCGUAGCCCAGCAGAGACAGAAAAGCUACUACGACAUUUCAGCCAAGCCAAGAUUCUUCAGUGUUGGAGAUGAAGUUUUGUUUUUAUCACCCACCAAAACUAAUAAGCUCCAGAUGGAUUGGACGGGACCUUGGAAAGUCACAAAGAGACUUAAUCAAGUGAACUAUGACAUCCUAGAUGAACAGUUAAAUAUUGGGAAAAGGGUCCAUGUAAAUAUGUUGAAACCCUAUAUUGGAAGAUCAGCUAAUGUAUGUUUUAUGAUUUCAGAAGAAUCUGUUCCUUUUUCUUUUUGGGAAGGUGAUCGCACCUUAUGUAAAAAUUUAGAUCAGGUGGAGAUUAAUUCUGAUUUGGCCCAAUCUCAACAGAAAGAACUAAUAGGAGUUUUGAAUAAAUACAAAGAUAUGUUUUCUGAUUUACCGGGAAGAGUCCAAGGAGUGGAGCAUCAAAUUAACACUGGUGAUGCAACUCCCAUAGCAUCCCCUCCUUAUAGGGUAACUGGGAGAUUCAAUGAGUGUAUCGAUAGGGAGGUAAGGGAGAUGCUGGAUUUAGGUAUUAUAGUACCUUCCAGUAGUCCCUGGGCUUCGCCAGUUGUCUUAGUUCAAAAGCCCGACAAGACUAUUAGGUUUUGUGUUGACUAUAGAUUGCUAAACAAGGUGACCCAAACAGACACUUACCCAAUGCCCAGAUUGGAUGAUCUUUUAGAAAGAAUUGGAAACUCUAAAUUUAUUAGUAGUAUUGACCUUACUAAAGGGUUUUGGCAAGUGCCCAUGGCACCACAGGACCAGCAGAAAACGGCUUUCAGGACCCAAGGGGGACUCCACGAAUUCACAGUUCUUCCUUUUGGACUCAAAAACAGCCCCGCCACCUUUCAAAGGUUGGUUGAUAAAGUUUUAAGCGGCCUAGGAAGUUUUUGUGUAGCCUAUAUAGACGAUAUAGGUAUCUUUAGUAAUUCAUGGGAAGACCACCUGAAACAUUUGGAUUUGGUGUUAAAGCGAUUGAAAGAAGCAGGCCUAACCAUCAAGGCUUCUAAAUGCAAAUUAGGGAAUAACACCACUAAAUAUUUGGGACAUUUAGUAGGAGGUGGUUGUAUUAGACCAGACCCUACUAAAGUAGAAGCGAUUCAUAAUUGGCCAAUUCCUAAAACUAAAAAACAAGUAAGAUCUUUCCUUGGAUUGGCUGGGUACUAUCGCAAAUUUAUCCCCUCCUUUAGUGAUUUGGCGGCCCCUCUUUCGGACUUAACAAAAAAGAAGAACCCCAACCAGAUAAUUUGGACUCCAAAUUGCCAAUCUGCUAUGGAUAAAUUGAAGAAAGCCAUCACCUCAAAUUCAGUUUUAAAGGCCCCAGACUUCGAGAUUCCUUUUAUUUUAACAUGUGAUGCGUCUGAUGCGGGUUUGGGUGCUGUCCUGAGUCAGAAAGAUCCAGAAGGGGAAGACAGACCUAUAUUGUUUUUAAGUAAAAAGUGGCAUACGCAUGAAUACAGCAUGUCCACAAUUGAAAAAGAAUGUUUUUCUAUUAUUUGGUCUAUCAAGAAACUUAAACCUUAUUUGUGGGGUAGGAAAUUUAUUUUGCAGACUGACCAUGCACCAUUAAAGUGGUUAGAUAAUGUCAAAGGAACUAACAAUAAAUUAUUAAGAUGGAGUCUAACCUUACAGGAUUUUGUUUACGACAUUAAACAUAUUACAGGUAAAAAGAACGUGGUAGCGGAUGCACUAUCUAGGGUAACUUGAAUGAUGAAGGUUUGUAUUUUAUGAUUUAUGUAUUGUAUCUAACUUUGUGUUUUAUUUCAGGAAUACUGUUAUAUAUGUAUAUAUGUAUGUACUAAUUAUUUUUGCCAUUCUAGGCAUAGAAAAGGCAAAAAUAAUCUUUCUAAGGGGGGAGGUGUAGACGUUGUGUGUUAAACAGAGAUUAUUGAUAUGAUUUUAUUUGUUUGUUUGUUAAAAGAAAAAAAAGGGUUAUAUAUUAGCAAGGAAAAGCCUAACAUGGAAACUAGCUGGAAGCAGCAUUUGGUAGGUUGCCAUGGUAACACAGCUUCCCUUGGGAGAAAAGGGGCGUGGCUAGGAUGACAGUUGGAGGAUAUUCCCUUUUAAAAGUUCAGUUGCUGUGGGGGUUUAAAAAAGGACGGUUGCGGUUAGGUUUUGGAAAGAUUAGGAGCUGGGGAAAUCAGCUAAGGACGGCAGCUUAUGGUCACUCAGGGGAAAGGCUGGGAAUAUAAGCUGACCGGGGGAGUUUAGUAUACUGUAUUGAAGAGAAGUUAUUUAAGAAAUAUCCAUUCAAGAAAGACUACAUUGUAACUUAAGAUCCGGAACGUUUACUGAUUGAAACCAUACGCUUAUGUACCAAAAAUAAACUUGAAUUUUGUUAUUGUUCAUAAAGAUAAGUCUCCUUGCCUCUCUGUAAGCCUGUUACCUCACGUUGGUGGCAGUUACCGUACCUAUCUAUAUAAGUUACCGUACUUUCCUAUAUAAGUUACCAUCUUUACUCAUUUAAACCCAAUCAGUUCCGUUAUCCUUCCUUAUCCACUAAAUCAUCCGUCAUACAUUCACACAUCCUCCAUCCCUCCCUCUCACACGCGCGCACAUCUCCUCAAUUGGAGGCAGUAGUGGGAUUUAGACAAAGAUUUCCCCCUGCCUGAGUUGAGUACCACAAAUUGGGCUCUCUUCAGAUACUAAACCAGAUGAAACGGGUUUAGUAGAACCCAGGAUUCUCCUUUUGUAACUGUUUGUCUGCAUGUGACUGCUUUCUUGGAAAUCAGUCCCCAAACAGUGCUUACUUCUAGGCGAAAUACGAAUGGGAUG